UAGUUGACGUAAUUUUAGAAUAGACAAUUGCACUCCGAAACAAAAUUAUUUAAUAAAUAAAUUUAUAAAUAAAAGUUGAACUUAUCAUUAAAAUAAUUGAAUUAAAUGAAUAAAAAUAAAUAUUUUGAAGCACAUAAAUAACCUGAAGUUUGUAAAUAAUAUCAUAUUGUGUUAGAGGUUAUAUUCGGAGAAUGUCUUUUUACGAAUGACAAAUUAAUAAUAUUUAUAAAAAGAUAAUUAAAAAUAAAUAUAGUUCAUUAAGUGACAAGAGAUAUUUAUUUCUUCAAUUGUUAAUAUCAUUGUAUGUUUUUAUUUAAUUUGCUGAAAAUGGCGUCUGGAGCUGAAAACACAACAGAAGAACGUACUGAAGCAGUGCCAAGUCAGACUGUGAGUAAUUCAAACUCCGAAAGUGGACAUAAAAGAAUUGGAGCAGACAAAGAGUCAGAAUUAAGUGGAUCAGCACAAAAAAAAUCCCGAGUUGAAAUUCAGUCACUACCGACAAGGCAGUACCUAGACCAAACGGUGGUACCUAUACUGCUGCAAGCACUCUCGAGUUUAGCCAAGGAACGACCUGAGGACCCGAUAAAUUAUCUUGCUAACUACCUCCAAAAAAAUAAAAGCCAGUAUGACAACAGCGACUCGCCACCAGCUAGCCAAUAAUUAAAUUGAUAAAAAUACACGUUAAAUUUUUAAUAAUAUACUUACACACAAACUUAUUUAUAUUGUUAUAUUAAAACUAAACGUCUUCUCAUCAUACAACUCUCUAAGUAAAGGUAAUUAUUGUAACUGGUAACAAACAGCUAAUAAAAAUAAAAAUUGUUUAUAUAUAUAUAUACAUAAGGACAUUGUGAUGCGUAAAAUAUUUACUCCAACUGAUUAAUUUUUAUAAUGGACGAUUUUGUAAAUUU
This is a messenger RNA of Cotesia glomerata, 908 nucleotides long. Its product is annotated as protein dpy-30 homolog. Lineage: Eukaryota; Metazoa; Arthropoda; Insecta; Hymenoptera; Braconidae. Bases 304 to 660 code for a protein of 118 amino acids. The transcript is spliced from 3 exons. Gene Ontology annotation, cellular component: Set1C/COMPASS complex. The record is from RefSeq and is a predicted model, not a curated record.